This is a messenger RNA of Pseudophryne corroboree (corroboree frog), 2981 nucleotides long. RefSeq names its product zinc finger and BTB domain containing 3 (gene ZBTB3). Lineage: Eukaryota; Metazoa; Chordata; Amphibia; Anura; Myobatrachidae. The record is from RefSeq and is a predicted model, not a curated record. Gene Ontology annotation, cellular component: nucleus. The transcript has 3 exons. Gene Ontology annotation, biological process: regulation of transcription by RNA polymerase II. Gene Ontology annotation, molecular function: protein binding; DNA-binding transcription factor activity, RNA polymerase II-specific. Bases 471 to 2582 code for a protein of 703 amino acids.
AAGGUCGCUUAGCCCACUUGAUUCUAGCAUCUACCAUGACGGCACACGAUGCAGGAAGUGACGUAGCGGCUGCUGUGUAGCAGGGGACUGCAUGUAGGCCUUGUCUGGGGUGAGAGGGUUAGGACCGGAGGAUGUAGGGAGACUCGGAAGAAAGAAGACGGACUUCAAAAAUCGGGAUAACGGCGGAUACUACUGAUCGCCUGAGGCCGGUGCCCAUCGCGGGCCAUGAAGACAGAAAAGGAGAGUGCAGGCUGGUCGUCUCCUUGACCAAUCAGCGCGCAGUAGAGGCGGGCUCAGCGGGGCUCGCUUUGUGCAGGUUCUGAGUGGUUUAUUGGGCUCCAGGAUGAUGCCUCAGCCAAUCACCAUGCCAUACUUUGCUCAAGGAACAAGUGGAGUGUCUCAAAUUUAAAGUGACCACACUCUGUAAUUUGAUACUUGGUAUACAUAUAUAUACAGCAUACUCUGCAGCCAUGGAUUUCCCAGACCACAGUCGUCGUAUACUGCACAGCCUUAGAGACCAGCAGUCCCAGGGUUUCCUUUGUGAUUGCCAAGUAACUGUGGGCACUGCCAGAUUCCUGGCUCACCGCUCCAUCCUGGCCUCAUGCAGCCCUUUCUUCAACAUGUCGUGUAGGGAGCGGCCGGACACACAAGAGUUCACACUGAACAACCAAAUUGUCACCGCUCCAGCCUUCUCUUUACUCCUCAAUUUUAUGUAUUGUGGUCGACUUGGUUUUCAGGAGGCGCCAACUGAAGAUGUGUUGGCAGCUGCAAGCUAUCUCCAUAUGGAUGAAGUUGUGAGGGUUUGCAAGAAAAGACUCCAAGGCCGAGCACCGGCUGAGGCUGACAGCACUCGCCGAGAGGAAGAAGGUGGUACUGGCUGCUUGGGGGCAGAUAAUGAUGGCGGAGAACGGGAGCAUGAGGAUUUAGAGGGAGGGCAGUCGGCUGCAAAAAGUAUGAAAUAUGAAGGGCAGGAAACAGCAGGCAAUGGCCAUAGAGCAGUUGGGAGUGCUGUGUACCAUUCGCAAGAAGCUGCAGGUAGCAGUAGUUAUCAGAGACAAGAUACGGCAGUCAGUGGACAGAAAUUGCUUGGAAGUAUAAAGUGUCAGGGACUUGAAUCAUCAGUGAGUGUGCAGAGAGUAACAGUAGGAUCUAGGUUUCAGAUGAAGGGCAUGGCAGAGAGUGGGCAGAGUCUAGCAGGCAGUUCUAGGUUUGAAUUGCAAGAAAAUGCAGGCAGUAGUGAAGCAGUCACGGGGAGUAUGAAGUGUCAGGGGCAACAAGCAACAGUGAGUAGUCAGGAGGUUGCUGGCAGCUCUAGUUUUGAGGUACAGGAGAGGGUAGAGAGUGACGAGAUUGCAGAGGUUGUAGUUUGUGCCAUGCAGGAAGCAGUAGAAAGUACACUAACACCAUCUGCUCAGAGGUUUUCCUCACAGAGUCAAGACAGUGAUCCAGUUGUGCAGGGCAAUCUUUCCAGAAAUUCCCAAAAGAGACAGGAACCAGCAGGUAGCACACAGGGUACUAAUGGAGGCUCCAGAUAUUCUAAUCAGGCUGAAGACACUCCUGUCAUCAGUAACCAAUCAUUACCUGCCUCUAGAUUCACUUUGCAACCACAAGAUGAAGCUGGUACAACUUUGGUGAUGUCAGGAACCUCCAGAUUAUCUCUGCAAACUCAGGAGCCCACUGGCAGCAUUUUGACAGGGCAAGGCACUCAAAGAUACUCCUUACAGAGUCUAGAAUUGCCAGGCAACACACUAGCACAGCCAGGCACAUCCAGAUAUUCCCUACAACAUCCCACAGGCAGCAUUCAAGGAGGCCCAUCUCGCUCCAGAUACAGUUUACAAAUGCAGGAGCCCACAGGUAGCAUGGCUGCACCACCGGGCCCUUCCAGGUUUUUUCUGCAAAACUCAGAGUCUACGAGUAAUGCACUGGGACAGCUAGGUACAAUGAGGUACUCUCUGAACAGACCUAUGUCUCCUGCUGCCAAGAUGGAAGAAAGAGAAUGCACCAAGUCAGAGUUGACUGUCACCACCACAACUCAGCCAGGCAUGGAAACUGCAGCUGCCCCUAGUCCAUGUAGCUCCACUGUUAGUGAGGGCCAGCUAGCCCCUGAGGUAGCAGUGAAAAUAGAGGCCAUUGUAAUAUCUGAUGAGGAGUGUGAGAAGGCAGUUGGUGCUUUUAAAAGGCAUGGCUAUGAAGAGGAAGAGGAAGAAUCUGGAUAUUUGCCUUACCACAUGAUUACUGUGCCAGGUGGGCACCACCCAAACUAUGGAGGCUUAUUACCUCCUUCCAUGCACCCAGAGGCAAUUUACUUACAGGAUUUUGAAGGACACCAUGGUUUUCCUCUGUUUCCUGAAGAUGUGCCCACUUGUAAGACAUGCGGAAAAACAUUCUCCUGUUCCUACACUCUUCGUCGGCACGCUACAGUGCACACGCGAGAACGUCCCUAUGAGUGCCGUUACUGUUUGCGCAGCUACACUCAAAGUGGAGACUUAUACAGACACAUCCGCAAGGCACACAGUCAACAGGAGCCGGGUGCCAAAAAACCAAAGGUGGACUUGGAGCCCACACCCCCAAACUUGCCUUAAGUUAUAGUGAUGUACUGUGGGAGAAGUACCGGUUAGAGCUGUGUCCUUUGUGGACAUGGACGAUUUCUAUUCUCCCUUUUAUCCCAUGGAUUUCUUCUUAAUGGUUUUAAUUUAUUCAACGGUAAUGGUCUUUUUUGUAAUAGAACAAUUGCUCAAAGUCUCCAACUCUUGCUGUAAUAACAGCAGCAAAAAAAACAAACAGCUUUCUGUCUGUUAAACAAUAAAAACCCUACUGCUAUCACUAAUCCAUUUUAAUGACUUUUUAAAAACAAAAAUGAACUGCGUGCAGAGGGGAUGACAUGUACACCAGGCAGUGCUCUGAUAGCCUUCUGAAAAAUCAGUAAUGUAUCGGUGAGGUACCACCAUCCUGUAUCAUUAAAAGAGUCUCUUCAUGAUCAA